UAAUAAAUUCCAGAUAAACCCCUGAAGGCAUCAUUAGCUCUGUGAGGAGAAGGAGAUGUUUUUCCAUGUCUGGACACAUUUGUUUCAAGAAAAAGUAACAUCUUCAGCCUCCACCAUGGACUCACUGAUUCAGACAGCCUACUUUCUGCAGGUCUCUCUCUCUCUCUCUCUCUCUGUCUCUCUCUCUCCUCCUCUCUGCUGGCCGCGGCCCCAGAACCGGCCUAAAGCAUCCACAGUAUGUUCGCAGGCUCGGGCCUCGUACUAGGAAACAUGAGCAGGGUGACAUAUUCAGAGUCCCGGGCGCUGAGGAGCAGGCCGAGGGAUAAAAAGCGGAGGAGGAGACGGAGGUCCGUGUGGUUUGAGCUCAGGAUCUCAGGACGGGAACAUGUGAGCAGGGAAUGGGAGACUGGAAACAGGAUUAUUGUUCUACACAGCAGAAGAGAGACGCAGGAAGGGAAACAGGAGAGACGAGGGGACACUGUGACAAAAACCCGAGGAGAUUUCUUUUUUUCCUUUUUUAAUUUUUGCCAAUAUCUGGCCCAAAGAUGAACACCAUCGUGUUUAACAAGCUGAGCAGCCAGGUCCUGUUCGAGGAGAAGGCGAAGGAGGUGGAAAUGAGCAGCAGAAACUAUCUAGAAGUCAUCGACGGGCAACAUCCAGACCUCCUCUCCUCCAGCAACCAGACCAUCAUCAGAGACAACCAGGCCAUCAGACACAGGAGGAGUGGGGGUCGUCCCAGCGGCGGUAAAGUGCGGCACAAGCGUCAGGCUCUGCAGGACAUGGCGCGGCCGCUCAAGCAGUGGCUCUACAAGCACCGGGACAACCCCUACCCCACCAAGACGGAGAAGAUCCUGCUGGCCCUUGGCUCGCAAAUGACCCUGGUGCAGGUGUCCAACUGGUUCGCGAAUGCCAGGAGGCGACUGAAGAACACGGUGCGUCAGCCAGACUUGAGCUGGGCGCUGAGGAUCAAGCUCUACAACAAGUACGUCCAGGGCAACGCCGAGAGGCUGAGCGUCAGCAGCGAGGACAGCUGCUCAGACGACGGGGACAACCCUCAGAGGACACAGAGCAGCCCCGAGCAGCUCAACAAGCCCAUGUACCAGAGCGUGAUCAAGAAGGAGGGCUCCUCCAUGGUUGGCAUGGGAAUGGGCAUGGGCAUGGGCAUGGGCAUGGGCAUGGCCAUGGGUAUGGGCAUGAGCAUGGGCAUGGGCAUGAACAUGAGCAUGGGCAUGGGAGCGGGGCUGCGCUCGGCCGCCUCCCUGGCCGAGGACUACGUGUCUCCGCCCAAGUACAAGAGCAGCCUGCUGCACCGCUACCUGAACGACUCGCUGCGCCACGUCAUGGUGGCCAAUGCCGUCAUGGACGCCCGCAAGAGGAACCACUCCGGCUCCUUUAGCUCCAACGAGUACGACGACGAGCUGCUCUCGCCGUCUUCCUCCGAGGCCGAGGCGAACUUUGUUUAUCGGGCUGAAACCACAGACCAUGGAUCAAGUAAAUGUGACAAUGGCGGCAGUGGCGUCGGAGCUACGCAAAAGGAGCGAGUGAAGGGCAAAGACGAGACGUACUGGAGGGAGAUCAACGCCGCCAUGGCCUUGACCAACUUGGCGCAAGGGAAGGACAGUGUCUCCGGGACCACCAGCUGCAUCAUCCAGAAGUCCUCCCAUAUAGCAGAGAUCAAGACUGUUAAAGUGCCGCUGAUGCAGAAAUAUUAGCCCUGACGUCAUCCUCCUCAUCUCCUCUAUGCAAACCAGCAAACAUUCCUGUUUCAGCAAACUCGCCGCCGGAGUCCAAAUAAACUCCCAAAGAAGUGAAAAGACAACUGUUGUUUAGGGAGGUGGGGGUUGUGUUUGAGGCGAGGAACAAAGUGCGGAACAAAAAGAGAACUCAUUCUUUUUGGUCGUUAUUGGUGUCUAAAAAGGCGCAAAAGAGGCCUUGACCAUCUUUUCCUUUGCUGGGCUGACAGACAAAUGUUGAGUUUCACUGCAGUAUUUCCGAAUAACAGACACUUUUGUAAUGUUAACUUAUUUUUGAUGAUUUUUUUUAUUUCUUCUUUUUUUAUGCGACAAAAUUUGUAUUUUGCCGAAAGUGCCUUUUAGACAAAUAACUCGCCGACUGUGGUCAAUGCAAAGUACAGAUACUGAGGUGCCUCUUAUAUAUAUAGUAUUUUACUAAGUUUAGUGUCAUGAUUCAGGAUUUGUGAAUGAAAACUCCCCGCAACAGCUUGUGCCUUAAGGACUGAAUGAGCUCACCAUCUGAGGCGCUGAUGAACUCAAAUAGCACGCACAUUUCUCUUAGAAAAUACCCAGCAGUAGUUCCCUGAAGGCAUCAUGCUUAUUUUGACUGGAGUCUUCAUUUUGACUGUAAAGCGAACGCUGUUUUGUCUCAGCCAGCCUCUCGUUGCUGGCAGGCAAACAGUAACUGUCGGAUACGUAGAUGCGUUGAGCCUAACGUGAGCGGCAGAUCGAUAAGCAGCCGACGUUCUCCACCUUGGAUCGGCCUUGGAUUGCAUCACCCGGCGAAGGAUUCCUCUCUUAUCUGAGUUGCUGAAACGUGCACAAACGCUCAGCUGGACCUCAAUGAAGUCACGUUUACGUAGAUCUACAAGCCUGCUUUACGGUUCCGUAUCUGCUCAGACAGAAGAAUGCCAUGACCUAAAAGGGAUGUUUUUGCUUUGCAUUAUCAGUGUUUUAUGUGGACAGUGUUGCCUUUUUCACAUGUUUGUGCUCAGAACAAGAUAGUCCAGAGUGAACAAAAAAAAAAAAAAAGCCACCACCACCGGCUCCCCCAGCCUUUUGAUCCUCAGCCCUCUCAGCUGUUUAGCAUUACAUCCAAAUUGCUGUUUACAAGAAGCCAGAGGAUAGACUUAAAAGUUUGACUUUCUCCCCCCUUUCUCCCCUUUUUUUGUUUUGUUUGUCUUCAAAACUACAUUUCAGUAUUAUCUACUUGUCGGCCAAGCAAGUGUUCAAAGUAUUUGUUAUUGUCAGUCUGUAUAUGUGUGGUCGCUUUGUUUUUGAUCAGAACUUUGUACUUGGUUUCACUUAACCGUACCGCAUUAAGAGCUUCUUUUGUCAUCCAGUGGAAAGAAUCUCUCUUCUAGAAAAGGACUUACGUACGGUGCAUAUGUUAUGAACGUUUGUGGCGAACGAUGCCAAGCUCACAAACGAGUUGGACUUAUGGGAGAAACUGAAGUUGGCUCUCUGGGGCUGACUUUUUAAUUUUAUGUAUAUCUUUAAGGUACUGUUUAUGUGUGUCAAAAUGUACACUAGGUCAUAAAUUGUGCUUUUUUUUUUUUUGACAACCCGUAUUGUGCUCAUGGUCAAGGACUUUGAGAGGGAGUGAAGCUGCACAAAGUGACUUUUUGACCUUUUUUAUGUCUUGAAUGUGCAAAAAAAAGAAGCUGCACUUACAGUUCUUGGUUUUCAAUCAGAAAACACACUUUUUACAUAAAGGUUUGAAGAAGUAAAAGAAAUGAAGGACAACCCUAUAUUAUUCCUGUUAGCGUGCCUAUGGAGGUAUAAUGAAAUCAAUCGCACUAGCCAAUCCCCAGGCACAAUUUGCUUAUGCAGUGGGGGUUGUGGGCUCCCACAUGUGUUUUUUAUACACCUGAUCCAGGCUGGGUAGCUGCGGGGUAGUGCCGGGUCCGCUCCUUGUGUUUCUAAUCGCACCUCUGAACCUCUGGACCACUCGCGAUCCUCACACCUCACACGAUACCCGCUCGCUGGGAAGAGAAAGAGCGAGUGAAGGAGGCUUCAGAGACAACAGAGCUGCCUUUGUUGUUCCUACCUGCAGUCACUCCUCAACGACGACACCAGUUCUAACAAAGAAGUCUUCAAGGCCCAGACUUUGGUACUGUACAUGCCUUUCUCCAGCACAAGCCCUGCUCUCACAACCACGCCGACAAAUGGAAAGCAACGGUAUGUAUUAAAGCCUAUAAAUUAUUAUUGCGGACUUUGUAAAAAACAAAGUGGUGAGCAUAGUUUGUUUUUUUAUUGUUAAGUUAUAUAAAUUGAGAUUUUUUUUUUUGUUUGUUUUGAUAGAGACUGGAUUUUCAAUCCAAUGACCAAAUGCAUAUCUCCUUGUAUUGUCCGAGUUGCUCUCAUGUAAAAUUUCUUUUAUAAAAAACAGUUGUUACUUGGUCAAAGCAAAUAAUGAAUGAAUAAACCUCUGAAUGAAAUGAAAA
Molecule: messenger RNA, 4180 nt
Organism: Sebastes umbrosus (honeycomb rockfish)
Lineage: Eukaryota; Metazoa; Chordata; Actinopteri; Perciformes; Sebastidae
Gene: mkxa
Product: mohawk homeobox a
Exons: 7
Coding region: 546-1712 (388 amino acids)
Biological process (GO): muscle organ development; cell development; regulation of transcription by RNA polymerase II
Cellular component (GO): nucleus
Molecular function (GO): RNA polymerase II cis-regulatory region sequence-specific DNA binding; DNA-binding transcription factor activity, RNA polymerase II-specific
Source: RefSeq, a predicted model, not a curated record